UCCUACCAAAAAGAAAAAUCCUCAGAAAAAGCAAAAGACCAUUAUGUCAUCCUCCCGCACAUCUGGCAAAACUGGCAGCAGCCGAUUGACAGAGAGUACACAGCCAGGUGGAGCUACAGGUGGAGCUGCAGGAUCUGAUCCAGGUGGCGGAGGCAAAGGCUCUCCACCUAGUGGAGGUGAAAGGUCUAAUGUAGGUGGAGCUACAGGCUCUCAGGGCAAAACUGGCAGCAGCCGAUUGACGGAGAGUACACAGCCAGUUGGAGCUACAGGUGGAGCUACAGGCGGAGCUAAGAGCAGAGAGGCAUGGACAGAUUCAGAUGACGGAGUCAGAUUCUCUCAGCCAAGCGGAGUUGAAGGGUCAAAUCUAGGUGGUGCUACAGGCUCUCAGGUCGGACAUUUGCAUCAUUUCACCGUGAAGUUCAGUCCUACUGACUGUAAUGAAUACGCUAUUGACUGCGAUGAACCUCGCACCGUUCUGGAGGCGAUACAAUCAACUGAACAGUACUGGAAGAAGAUGAAGACGUAUCCAGAUGAAAAUGUUGUGAUUUUUUUAUUUAUUUAUACAAUCGGAGGAAAAAACACCAAAACAAAGAAGCUUUUUAGAAGCAAUGCUGUCAAAAAGUUGAAGUAUCUGUGGGUCUAUGGGGUGAAGGGGAUCACUGUCAAAGAGGCUCUGGAAAGAGACGGUCGCUUCGUUGAUAAACUCGGCGACUUCACUCUAACUUACAAUAAUGAUUCUAAUUGCAUCACCAAAAUAAAACAGAAGGUCGGUUACCUGGUUAAAAAAAAAUUAAAGCUAUGUCUUUCACGGAACAAGAGAGCAAAUAUAUGUUGUCAUAUAUAUAUAUAUGAUAGCUCGGGUUUAUCAAGUCAUUCGCCACAGAGGUCUGACACAACGCCAGCUGUAGAUGAAGAACUGCAGAGAAAAAUCAGAGCAGCUAUGAAAAAGAGUGGCAACAAUGUCAACAUUGAUAAGAUUUUUGAAACGAUUAUUUUUCAUAUUCUUUCAUAUUCUUAUUCGAAAGCAGUCAACCUGAGGAAAGAAAACUUUGGGAAGAUCCAACAGUCAUUCAGUGAAUUUCACAGAUUCACAAAGGUGCUGAAACUGGGCGAGUCCGUUUGCAAAAUUGUUGUUAAGGAUAUUCGUCAGGGAACAGGCUUUGUGCUGUUUGACAACUUCAUCUUGACCAACGCACACCUUUUCAGUGGUUGCGUCGAAGGAGAAAAGUUAAAGAGGUAUGCUGUAAUUAAGAUAAUGCCUGUGGGUGAAAACUACAACUAUAAAACAAGUGAAAUCACUAACACCAUUGUGCCACCAGGACUCCUGAAGAUGUUUGGUCCAAUGCCUCCGAAUGGUGAAGCCUGUAUUAUUGGUCACCCAAAAGGAGAAGUGAAAAAGAUGGAUCUUACAUUUAUCAUUGAGAAAGAGAAUUAUCCAUUUACAUUUUGCGCAAUCAAUCAAGCGAUCAAAAAUGACCCACAUGCAGAUUAUUUAGUGUACUACAAAACUUUCAUGUUUUACGGCUCUUCUGGCUCCCCGGUGUUUGAUGCCCAGGGCAGAGUUAUCGGUUUGCACACCGGUGGGUUUCCAAAAUCUGAACCGAGUGUGAUAGAGUACGCCCAAUCUCUGCUCACUAUAUUUGAAGACUUUGUGAGUACGUUAAAAGUUAGCGGGAAUGAUGAGCUGUUGGAGAGAAUUAAGGAAGAGGUGAAGGGAAACGCAGACCUAGAAAAGGUCUUCAAGUCCGUGUUUGAGGAGCCAAUGGAUACUGAUUAAGGUAUCAACCUUGUUAUGAAUUGAUACUAUAAAUAAAAUUUAAUUGAAUUGAAUCCAGGUCGUUCCGGGACUUUCUAUGUGGAAUAUGUAUAAUUUAAUAAUAAUAAUAAUUUAAUACAUAAUAAUGUAUAAUAAUAUAAUUGUGGGAAAUUAUACUCAGGUAUUGUGAUUAUUGUGGGAAAUUAUACUCAGGUAUUGUGAUUAUACUUAGGUACUGUGAAUAAACUUAUGCAUAAGCAAAUGGAACAAAGCUCAUGUCAAACACUGAAUGUUUUUUUUCCCCAGCAUGUUCCCUUGGAUCAGAGAGGCUCCGAAAUCAGGGUAGCAGCUGUCGCCAUGGUCCCGCUACACGUUCUGUGAUGCCAUGUUCAACUGCUACACUGCAGUGUCCUGCUACGUCCUGCUACGUCCUGCUACGUCCUGCU
Etheostoma spectabile (orangethroat darter) is the source of this 2202-nucleotide messenger RNA. RefSeq names its product protein FAM111A-like. Gene Ontology annotation, biological process: DNA replication; proteolysis. Gene Ontology annotation, molecular function: serine-type peptidase activity. Lineage: Eukaryota; Metazoa; Chordata; Actinopteri; Perciformes; Percidae. The record is from RefSeq and is a predicted model, not a curated record. Gene Ontology annotation, cellular component: nucleus; chromatin.